Lagopus leucura (white-tailed ptarmigan) is the source of this 2124-nucleotide messenger RNA. It is a transcript of the gene ZCCHC24, whose product is annotated as zinc finger CCHC-type containing 24. Gene Ontology annotation, molecular function: nucleic acid binding; zinc ion binding. The record is from RefSeq and is a predicted model, not a curated record. The coding region runs from base 52 to 771 and encodes 239 amino acids. Lineage: Eukaryota; Metazoa; Chordata; Aves; Galliformes; Phasianidae. The transcript has 4 exons.
GCGGCCGGAGCGGGAGCGGCAGCUCGGAGGCGGCCGCCGCUCGGGGGAAAGAUGAGCUUGUUGUCAGCCAUCGACACCAGCGCCGCGUCCGUGUACCAGCCCGCCCAGCUCCUCAACUGGGUCUAUCUCUCGCUGCAAGACACGCACCAGGCCAGCGCCUUCGAUGCCUUCCGCCCCGAGCCCUCCUCCUCGCAGCACCCCGACCUCGGCUACACCAAGAGCCCCCCGGAGCUGGGCUCCUCGCUCAGCUCCAGCUAUCUCAACAGCUUCUUCCAGCUCCAGCGCAGCGAGGCUCUGAGCAGCAGUCUCUAUAAGAGUGCAUCUCCUUAUGGCUCUCUUAACAACAUAGUGGAUGGGUUAAGCUCCCUUACUGAGCAUUUUUCUGACCUAUCCCUUUCUUCAGAAGCCAGAAAACCCAGCAAGAGGCCACCUCCCAACUACCUGUGCCACCUCUGCUUUAACAAGGGACACUACAUCAAAGACUGCCCACAGGCUCGUCCCAAGGGAGAAGGCCUGACCCCAUACCAGGGCAAGAAACGCUGCUUCGGUGAAUAUAAGUGCCCCAAAUGCAAGAGAAAAUGGAUGAGCGGAAACUCCUGGGCUAACAUGGGUCAAGAGUGCAUCAAGUGCCACAUUAACGUUUAUCCUCACAAACAGAGACCCCUGGAAAAGCCGGAUGGCCUGGACGUUUCAGACCAGAGCAAAGAACAUCCCCAGCACCUGUGUGAGAAGUGCAAAGUUUUGGGCUACUACUGCCGCCGUGUGCAAUAAACCUUCCAAGUGGCCUCUUCCCGUCCCCCUCAUCCUUAAGGAUCCUCUGACAGCACACGAUCAAGAGCAACACAACACAUCAAGAUAAAAGCUAAAAUAAUUGCCAAUAUUGCCUAUCUAUAACCUAACAGUAUGCCUUACCUUUAACGGAAUGUAACAUUUCUCCUGUGUAUGCACACACAUGCAACAGGUAUUUACAGGACUAUGAUGAAUUUGUAUACAUACAUAUAUAUGUAAGCUUACAUAUAUAUAUGUACACACGUAUAAGCAUUACUGAUAGUGUUCACAACAGAACCACAGUUGCAGGUUCUGCUGAUUGUUUACACAGACCCUAUAUCAUGGUCAGGUGAAAUGAAGUACUAUUCUUUAGGCAAGAUAUAAUAUUCACAAGGACUAUAUGUGAUAAAUGGGUUUUGCAGAGGUGAAAUAACUGUGGGGCCACUAAUUAAAAGCACUCACCCACGACAGGAAUAUUAUUCCUAUUAUAUGACAAGACAAAAGGAGAUUAAACAAGCCACAGCAUAAAAGAAGGAAAAUAAUUGUUUUCCCAGUUUUAGAAAGUCUGAGAGUUUUGUGUUGCUGCUUUCUUGGACUUUUCUAUUUGUUAGUGUCACUCAGGCAGGGCUUAGGCAAAAUCAUUUUUUGCAAUUUUGAGGCAAAAAAAAGUGAAUAAUUGUUUGAGGGUGUGGUUGUACAGAAAGGGAAUGCCAUAAUGGGACCCAUAGCAUCGGGAAGGAUUCCAAGAGGUUUUUGGAGGAGAUAAAAUUGGCUUGGUUGUGUGACUAACAGAUCUUUCUCUUGUCAUAUAAUUCUGCUACAAGAGGUUUUGCAUGUGUAUGCGCUAUUCAUUAGGCUGCAAGCACACUAAAUUUACUGUGAAUAAAGGGGGAUAAGAAUGCUUAAAAUUGUCCUCCAAAUCCAUAAUUGAACGAUUAGCCAAACUUACUAUUUAUAAUAGUUUUAAAGCCACUUUCUGGAAAUAUUUUUUAUGUCCUGUUUUCUACUGUACAAAUUUGUUACAAUGUAAAACUUUUUAGCCAUAAGGUGUUAUGAGGUAUGAAGAACACUCUUUAUAAUAUUCCCACUUUCCUGUCUUCCUGAAACACCUAUUUACCUUAGGAGAAAUGUAGGAGUUAUAUUUGGUUGUCCCAUUUCAGGUGGAACUUUGGGCAGGGUGAUCCUGUUGCAAAGUAGUAUCUCAUCAGGGAUGAGCUGAAAGUACCUCGAGACAGUAUCCUAUUUAUAUGUCUGUAUAAGAAUACACGGGCAUAAGGACAAAACAAGCAAUUCACUGAGAAAACUUACAGGGAUAAUGGUUUGUGUGGUUUUAGGUUUGGGUUUGUUUUUUUUUUU